AUGGAAAAAAAUUAUGGUGGAGAAGCAAGCGAUCCCCAUCCCAAUCGUUUAGGUUACAAUGUAGAACUUCAUUGGAAAAAGAAAUUCACAAAAUGCUAUAAAAAAGGAAAAAAUUGCAUGAAUAUUCCAGCUGACAUUGUUAGAAAGGGAUUCUGUGCUGAUCAUUCAAACUUAACAUUGAUGGACUUCGAUGAUUUGCAACCUCUUGAUUGUCAAGUUCUUAAGGGGAAAAACCCACACAGUGAGAUGUAUCUUGGAAAGGGUUGGUACGAGUAUGGAGCUUCAAGAAAUUUAAGUGUUGGCGAUGUCUUGCUUUUUCAUUAUUUUUCUUAUUCUGAGAUGCUUUACGUUAAGCAUGUAAAAAAGGAUAGAGUGAAGUAUGUAAUAAGUGAUGACUCCGAUUAA
Vicia villosa (hairy vetch) is the source of this 405-nucleotide messenger RNA. RefSeq lists its product as uncharacterized. Lineage: Eukaryota; Viridiplantae; Streptophyta; Magnoliopsida; Fabales; Fabaceae. Bases 1 to 405 code for a protein of 134 amino acids. The transcript has 2 exons. The record is from RefSeq and is a predicted model, not a curated record.